AUGACUGAUGCCAAAGACGGCGUUUCGCUGUACAAUCACACGUCUGGCUCCUCUGUUACUCCUGAUGACACAGCUGACGCUCUCGCUCGCUCACAGUGGCAGACGCGUGAUGCUGCUGCGCGCCUCGCUAUUUGCAACCACUUACCGAUCACUGAGCGCGCGCACUUUAGCCAGCACAAGACAGCCAAGGCACUGUACACUGCCGUAGUCGCCCGCUACUCUUCCCCAGCCACUGCAGCCCUAAAUCGUCUUCUCCUACCCUACCUGUUCCCCGACCUGUCCUCGUUUACCACCGCUGAGGACCUCAUCUCUCACCUUCGCGCUAGUGACGCUCGCUUUCGUGCCGCCUUUCCGGACGAGUUCCUCGCCGAGACCCCCCCCCCCCCCUCCCCGAUGUACUUUACUCUCUACUUCCUCGUCACCCGCCUCCCUGACACUCUUCGCUCAAACAUUCUCGCUGUAGAUGCUGCUCGUGGCACUCCUCGCACUCCCCUCUUUGAGGGAUGCUCCCCCUCCCCUCUUGCCCCCUCCUACGCCUCUGCUGCUACUGCUGUCGACUUCCUUGGUGCUGAGGAGGUCGGGGCUGCUUCCGCUCCUAGUGGGAAGCGCCGCAGCGCCAGGGGCAGCAGGGGUGGCAGGGGUGGUGGAGGUGGCGGUGGAGGGGGCGGUGGUGGAGGCGGCGGGGGAGGUGGAGGUGGUGGGGGUGGUCGUGGGGGUGGAGGUGGUGGUCGGGGCGGCGGUGGUACCGAGAGCAGUAGAGGUGGCAGCGGCAGUAGUGGGGGAGGAGGGAGCGGUGGUGGCAGCGGUGGUGGGGGCUGGAGUGGGACUGGCCAGAAGGGGGGCUCCAGUGGUGGCCAGGGGCAGCAGCAGCAGCAGCAGCAGCAGCCGCAGCAGCAGCAACAGCAGCGUCAGCGCUAG
Messenger RNA from Closterium sp. Yama58-4, 918 nucleotides. Lineage: Eukaryota; Viridiplantae; Streptophyta; Zygnematophyceae; Desmidiales; Closteriaceae. The record is from the annotation of a GenBank genome assembly.